This is a messenger RNA of Chelonia mydas (Green sea turtle), 3021 nucleotides long. It is a transcript of the gene SMAGP, whose product is annotated as small cell adhesion glycoprotein. The transcript is spliced from 4 exons. The record is from RefSeq and is a predicted model, not a curated record. The coding region runs from base 1843 to 2118 and encodes 91 amino acids. Lineage: Eukaryota; Metazoa; Chordata; Testudines; Cheloniidae.
UUUCCCCCUGGCAGCACAGUGCUGUUUUGGGGAUAGAGACUUACUUUCGCAGUCACUACUGGUUCUGAUCCGCUUUACAAUCCAUGUCCACUCAUCUGGGGUGUCAGUCAACUCCCAAUCCAACCCUACAGCUGAAUAUGGUCUGUGGCGUAAGGGAGAGACAAACCUGGGAGACCCUGCUGAAGGCUUGGUUGGGGUGGAUUAACUGCAAACCCCACAGGUACAGUUUUUUGAAAGAGCUUAGCUCUCAUUUAGGCCCCUCAGUGCGAGCUGCUGGGUGCUUAAACAUUUAUGAGAAUCUGGCCCAUUGGGUCAAAUCCUGACUGGUUACUGCCCUUGCUGGUGCUUACAGGAGCUCAGCACAUGACUGGUCCAGGCCCAGAGUCAGAGAGAGGGUUUUUAACUUCUGGACUGUGUUGGAGCAGAGGGAGGAUGCAAAAGCCAAAAUGCUGCUCCCCCUUUGUCUCUAUUCCUCUUUCAGAGUUUCCCUUUAGAAAUUGCCUCCGCAUCAGUGGUUUUAGCAAGGCGCUGUGUUUGCAUUUGAGUUUAAAUUCAGCAGACUUGUAAAAGCCUCUCGAAGGUGCGGUUGAAUUGUCAACUGGCCUUCCCUAGGAAGGUGCAGGAAGUGAAAAAUCCUCCCCAAAUAAACAGAUGAAACAGAGCAUGUGGACUACAAAGAGCAGACGCUAGAACCAUGCCAGAAUAUGAUGGGCUUGUUAGAGUCAACUCUUUAGAGGGGAGACCCAGCUGUCUAGUGUCAUUGGCAGCGAGAGAUUGAGCCUUUAGGUCACUGGUUGGAAUCUAGCUUAGGUUUGAUCAUCACAUUGCUGUUACAAACUGAAUUCCGGGGGUCUCCAUCCAGCCCCUACUGUGCAGGCAUCCCUGACCGUGGCAGCGUGACUUGGCUGGUAAGCUCUUUGGGAUAGGGACCAUCUUUUGGUUCUGAGUUUGUACAGCACUUUGCACAAUGUGUCCUGGGUCAAGACUGGGGCCCCAGCUGCUUCUGCAAUACAAAUGAGGCUAGCAAGAGAAAAUGACGCUCUGGGAUGUGGAAGGCCUGAGUUCCAGCCCCUGCUCCAAGGAAAAAUAUAUCGAUAUAAAGAAAGAGAUUGAAACCCCCACCACGGCAUGCCCUAUACCCAGAUGGUUCAGGCACUCAUGUGGGAGGCUGGGUUCAAAGUCCCUGCUUCAGAACGGAUUCAAACACGUGUCUUCUAUGUCCCAGGUCGGUGCAUGCUCUAAGCACUGGGGUAAUGGUUAUGGGGCGUUAGCACCAUCAUCCUUCCCUUUGUGAAUGAUUGCCUUUGCUUUGAUUUUAAAAAUGCCUGAAAACUAAGUGUUUUGGGUCAAAUGAAACAUUUCAUUCAAACCCAAGAUGACUUAUUUUUUUACUUUUUCGAUUGCAAAAAAUGUUGGUUUCUUUUUCACAAUGGCCAGUGCACCAAAACCUUGGUCACAUGCACAGCCAUUUGCAAUGCCAUGUUGCUUUAAAAACACUUACAGAUGAGUAAAUAUCCAGUGUGUUAGGGAAGUGAGUCACCGGCUGGGGAACUACACCCAAUCAGCAAGGAGGCUGGAGAGGAACCAAGCAUUAGAGACUAGAGCCUCCCAAUAUCAGAACUGGAUUCCCAAAGGAGUUGGUGGUGGUGUUCGUCCUUUCAGAGACUGGCCCUAAAUCAGGACUCAAGUGCCUAGUCCCACUGAUGUCAAGGGUGAGGGUGCUCCGCACCUUGCAGGACUGGAGCUUCAGAGAGGCCUGUCUGAGUCAGCACCUUUGUAAGUUCUAAAAGAUCCCAAAAUUUAAAGUGGAAGGAUAAAAACACCUGCAACUCAGCUAGAUCCAUGGCAUCUACUCCACCACCUCUGCUACCUACAGAGCUGACCACCCCUUUUCUGAAGAUAAAUACGCCGUCUCUCCAAGAGGAAGCCAGCGUGGGUGUCAUUGCAGGCGUCAUCACGGUGGUUUUCAUCACACUACUGACAGUCCUGGUAAUCAUCAUCACAUACCUGUACAAGAAUAAAGGUAGCUACUAUACCUAUGAGCAACCAGAAGCAGAUGUGUCUGUACAGAUGGAGAACCUCCCUUCGAAAGGAGAAAAGGAAGAAUAUUUUAUAUAACCCAUUCAGUGUGGCUAACAGCUUCUAUGCCAUACUCAGGUUUGACACUAAGUUACCCAUGUUUCCGGGACUCGGGAUCUAGAGACUUUUUCCCCCUAAUUUAUGAAGUUAAUCCAAGAAGGAAAAGUGUAAUACGUGCACAGUGCUAACCUCAACCAUCAUUCCACUGCGUAGAAUUCUGGUUAAACUGAAGGCAAGGAUCUCCAGCUUAAUAAAAGUGAUUGGUUUGAAGCACUACACUGUAAAAGUGCUAGCUGGGAUGAUAGCACACUUCUUUGUCUGGUUUGUAAAAUGGACUACCAAACAUCUAGAGUUUCUCUCCUCAAGCAAAGAAUGUUAAGGAAUGGGGGGGAGGAGACACAGAUUAAAGGCCAAAGUUAAUCAAGUUGUUAUUUGUGUUACAAUAAAGCCUAGAGGCCUCUAUCAUGCUAGGCUCUAAUACAAUUGCCUAGUGAGUCCCUGCCCCAAAGAAUUUAGUUUAAAGGGCCACCAAGCAGAAGGGGAACUGGAAGCACAGACAGGGGAAGUGACUUGCCUAAGGUCAUACAGCAAGUCAGUGGUAGAGCUGGAAGAGAACCCAGGGCUCCUCAUCCCAGCCCAGUGUCUUAACCCUUGGAGCACACUGCCUCUCAAAAUGAGGACAGCCAUUAGCUGACAGAGGCCAAUUAAAGAAACUUGCCUUAGGAGCUAAUUAUUCAGUGUUGUCCACUACAGGGUUUCUUGCACUUUGAGGUGUUGCAUGUGGCACUGGCCAGUGUCUGAGACCAGACAGAUCCAUGCUCUAAUAAAGCACAAUAAUUCCUAUUACGUCCUUACAAGCAGUGAGGCGAGCAGCUUAUUUCAUGUAAACAAAAGUCACUCAGCAUAAUAAAGUCAUGCCUCCUUGUGGUGUAGGCUGUUGUA